UGGUAUUGGGGGGAGUGGCAUCUGAAGCUUCAUCAUCAUACUUCCGUGGCUAACAAGAUGUAACUAUAGGUAGGGCUUGUGACUAUACCGUCGUUGGCCAUCUGGUUGUCGGUCUCUCAUCCUUUCUACUCGCAAUAACGAUGGCCGGUAACCAAUGGCUAUGGAGCGAUGGCAGAACUAUCGCCACAUAGGCUGCCUUCAGCGUUGUCAUUAUUGCCUAUGCAAUCCAGCAGACCUUUUGUAUCUUCAAUACCCCCUCCCAGCGCCUCUUCCCUAUCCAACUACUCUGUCAACGAACACCAGUCCUGCUAUUCAUCGCGACUACGUCAUUCUCGUUUUUUACGCUAUCGCUGCCGUCUUUACUAUUGCUGGCAGUGGUUUAUUGGUUGUUAAUCUUAACCCCAGUUCGCCAGCGUUCUUAAUCUAUGGUUUAUCCGUCUUGGUAGCUGUCGGAGCAGGUUUAUCCAUGACCAUUGCCUACCCCCUCGUAUCAUUCACCUUAGAGCCUCAAGAUGUCGGCCCCGGAAACGCCUUUCUCAAUAUUGCUCAGAUAGGUGGCCAAGUGCUUACACUUGGAUAUCUGGGUAGAUCUACCAGUCCACGGGAAAUCGUAACCUCUCUGCUUUAUUAGCAGGGCAAGGCUACUUUGCAUCGGAGAUCAAUGGGGCAUUGGCCGGGGCAACUGGUUAGCCAGGCUUCCUCUCUAAGGCGAAAAUGUCGUUACUCGUCGCUAAGGGCUCCACGAUCUGGUCUUAGGGUAAUGAAGUCGGGGUUGAAAUUGAUGGCUGGCUUUGAUUGAUUUCUUUAAAAAAAAAAAGAACAGAAUGUAUUAUCCUAUCGUCCGCUGUCGCUACAUAGAUACGCGGUGCAGCUGCAUUUUAUCCGUUUGACAUGGAUACUGCGACCGUCUUGACCAUUUCUGACUGUUAUCUUUCCGUUUCGCUCCCACACUUCGCGCCACACUCAUCGCCUUGUAUAGGUAUUAAUAGUAAAGCUGAUUUGAAGGUCCCUGUCUUUUCCGGAUGCCAGAACUUCCAGUCCUUGAGGCCUCCAUACCAACACUUCAACC
Molecule: messenger RNA, 1069 nt
Organism: Annulohypoxylon truncatum
Lineage: Eukaryota; Fungi; Ascomycota; Sordariomycetes; Xylariales; Hypoxylaceae
Exons: 3
Coding region: 155-631 (158 amino acids)
Source: RefSeq, a predicted model, not a curated record